Molecule: messenger RNA, 5886 nt
Organism: Acanthoscelides obtectus
Lineage: Eukaryota; Metazoa; Arthropoda; Insecta; Coleoptera; Chrysomelidae
Source: the annotation of a GenBank genome assembly
GUGUUUUUGUGACAGUGACGUUCUGUUUACAUAAUUGUGUAAUUUUUUCUAAAUUUAGUUGAAAAAGAAUAAAGAUAGCAGAUUAAACGUUACAAAACAUUAAAUCUAUAUUCCUCAAGGUACAAAAAGUUAUUUUUUAAAAGAAAAAAGCACUUGAACGAGAUGUCAACGAAGAUAGGAGAGAAUAUUCAAUCAGAACAAAUGACAUGCAGAACAAGAGGAGCAAAAUAAUAAAAUUAUCAAGGUGGACCUGGAAUUUUGAUAGAGGCGUCGUUUCAAGUCUUUUAAAGGGGCUCUAGUCGCAUGCACCAAUUUCAGCUGCCCAACGUGUUUGCAGGGAGAGCAACUCAUAAUACAAGGCUAUGAUGUCUUUGUUGUUGGCAUCGGCAUGGGAACGCCUGGCGACAAAUGCCGCCGCCCCGCAUCCGAAGCAGGUGAAAGAGAAGGGGGGACUGGGGGUGCGUCGGGGUCCUCGGUGGCGCCCCCUUCAGCAGCAUCGGUAGUAAAAGAGGAGCCUCCUGCCUCGCCGGCCGCUGCCACCGCCCACCUGGCAUCGUUGGCCACGCCUCCUGUCCAUUCGCUGGCGUUGUCUCCGCCUAUCGCGGCCAAGCCGGUGUUUGGAGGCAUCCUGCCGUCGCCCGUGGGUCCCCACGUGUCGACGUCAGGGAAACCGAUUGCAUUUGGUGCCAUUCAACAGGAUCCAACAUUGCAACUGGGGGAGCAACAGCCUCGCACUAUCGAGGACUACUUUCAGCAGUCGAAGUUCUAUCUGUCACCGCCGGGGGCGGUAACAGCAACAUGCACAUCGCCAUCUACCGGCUCCGCGCAUCAACAGGUGGAAACGACCACGAGCGCGCGUCCGAGCACGAGCGCCAGUGUGGACCAACCGGGGCCCUCAGGGCUACAGCAGCAGCAAAAGUCCGGUGUCGGUGGUAGAGGGCGCCACCAUAAACACAGAUAUCAAGGCACAUCGCAGUGGCCGUACGUAUGUCAUAACUGUCACCGGUCGUUCUCAUCGCAGGAUAGGCUCACAAGGCAUCAGCAGACACAUUCAGGAUCAUGUCCAUUCAAAUGUGAGCAGUGUAAGAAAAUCUUCACGUCGAAAUUUAAGCUGGUCCGACACGCCCUUAUUCAUUCAGAUCGAAGGCCAUUCAGCUGUUCCGUUUGCGACAGGACUUUCCACAGAAAGGACCAUCUCAAGAACCACGUUAAGGUGCACAGCCCGCAGAAGGAAACGUAUGUCUGCAAUCAGGAGGGAUGUAAGAAGCAGUACACGUCCUACCUUUCGUAUCGUAAGCACUUGGCUGUCCACGCUGCCGAAUCCGGCAACCUCACAUGUCAGAUUUGCUUCGAAUCCUCCUUCACCACCAAAGAAGAGAUCCUCUAUCAUUUGAAGAUUCACGCGGGCAGUCGCACCGUUAAAAAUCCGGCGGAGAAAAAGUUCACUUGCGAUUAUUGUGACAGGAAGUUUUUCACGAAGAAGGAUGUGCGUCGGCAUCUUGUGGUACAUACAGGCAUGCGCGACUUCCUAUGCCAGUUCUGUCCGCAACGUUUCGGCCGCAAGGAUCACCUGGUGCGCCACAUCAAGAAGUCGCAUCACAAACAGCAGAAAGAGGAGACAUCUACGAGCACUUCCACAGCCUCCAUAGAAUCGCCUCAAGUGAAAGUGGAAAGCGCGGAACAGCUACAACAACAAGGAACUGCGGGAGGAGCUAAAGCAGAACUGGUACAUGCUAUACCUCCUGAGACGAUGCUGCAACAGUAUCAUCAUACGUUGGUAGAGGAGUUUGGUCUGAAGAUAUUCGAUGAGGAUUUUCCGGCUUUUUUAGGUGGUACCGAGGGUGGCGAGAGCAGCGGCGACACAAGCGCAGGCAGCAUUUUCCUCCCCUCCACCUCUCAACCGCUCGAAGAACUCAAAGACCUGGGCGAAGGCGUCUUGGAAGAGAUCGUAGGUCCCUCCAGUAUCCCAGAAGAGAUCGCGCCUGCUGUCGCUGCUGUAGGCGAGGCGGAAGAAGAACCAGGACCGUCAACGUUUCCCCCUCAUGCCGGGGAAGUGCUGUUGGACAGCCCGCAGUUGUUCCGGAGACUGUUGGAGCCGACCCAGGAGAAGAACAUGCCGUUGCCCGGAUUCAAGCAAACCUUUCAGCAUUCUCAACAGCAACAGCCUCCCUCGUCUUCUGGGAGGUCGUCGAGGCAUCAGCAACCCCCCGCACCGCCGACGUGAGGAAAAAGUUUCGAUUUGUGCCAGCAGAGUGGGAGUUCAAUCGAGAGAAAAUGUUACAGUAAAGAAAUAUAAAGGUGCGUUUUUUAUUAUGAUUUACCUCUAUGCAAAAGAUUUCUUUUUAAAACACAUUUUUUCAGGUAUUUUUGGAACACCCUGUAUAUAAAAAAAACAAAUGCCAAACUAUCUUGAAUUCGAGUCUAACUGAAUAACUCUGUAACAAGUUAAGCACCUUUCUCUUUUAAAGAAUUUCAGUUCCUUUCUUCAGAAAAUUAACACAAUUGAACUUUUGUCUGUUGAGUACUCUUUUUCUAGUAAGAUAUUCGAGUCGCUUCAUCAUCGACUGUUAAAAACAUUUAUUGUCUCAUCUAAUGCUGCAUCCAUUAAACAUGUCCACUUGUAGGUUACUUUAAAUUGUGCCCUUAUUUUGUAGCUCACUGGGGUUAAAAUUUGUAUAUACCUCAGGCUUAAUAAAUGUUUAUGUCCCGUGGUAUCUUGAGCCGACUUUACGCCUAGAUACAUAAACUGCACGAUUAACGGAUUUUCUUAGAAAUCAGUCUGAUCAAAUCAGGAUGUUUCUCGGCUGUACGACCACCUAGAUGUUCUCAUCACUGGAUGUAUCACAAUAGUGAAUUUAAAAACUCACCCUAUAGCUACUUUCUGUCACAAUGCGUUUCAAAAUAUUUAUCCGAAUUACUUUUAUUGAUGUGGUCUUAUAGGUGCAACAUAUGCAGUUAGUUACCAUGUAUACUUUAUACAGGGCGUUCAAAAAAUAGACGGAGAUGUUUUAGAGGGUGAUUCCUUGUUGAAAAAUAUGAAAAAAGUUUCUAUUGACAUACCGUACCAUGGUUUUUAAGAUAAAUUUAAAAACAAAUAAUAUAAAGAAUAUUUGCUCGAUUCUGUUGAAAUUUGGCAAUAUUAUUUUUUGUAUUAAUAUGCUAAUUUAGCCCAAAAUAGAUAAAAAUUAUUAGGUCCAGUAGCGUCCCGGGGGCACCUUAGCGAAUAUUAUUGGCAAAAAAAUGUACGUCAUUGCAUUUUUUGUAACUUUAAUAUUUGUUGUUUGAUUAUUCAUCUAAAAAUAGAACUUCUUUGCCUUUUGUAUUUUUUUCGUAUCUCACGUUGUCUUCGAGAAAAAAAAAAUAAAAACCGUUUUAUUGCCUGUCACUGGACAAAAUUGGUUUAUUUAUUUUUACUAAAAAGUCACAAUAAUAAUUUUAAUCUAUUUAGGGCUCGAUUAGCCUCUUAAUACAAAAAAUAAUAUUGCCAAAUUUCAACAGAAUCGAAUAAAUAUUUUUUAAGAUUUUUUAAAUUUAUCACCCUGUUUCUUAAAAACUCCACAUCUCCGACUCAUGUUUAUGGAAACUUUUUUUCAUAUUUUUUAACAAGGAAUCACCGUCUUAAAUACCUUUGUCUAUUUCUCGAACACACUGGUUUUCUUGUUUUUUUGUCAUUUUCUAAAUGUCACCUUCACAAGGAUCAUGAGCCUUUAUUUUUAGAAGUUUUGUUGACGCUGAUUGACAUAGGUUGACAAGUGAUUUGGAUCCUGUUUCCAUGGAUGCAGCAUUAUCUGUGAUCAAACGCUACGGUUGAAAAGUGCCUUGUAAAAGAACGAGCCCCUUGUUUUCUGCGUUCUGCUAUGCAACUGCGUAAAGUUGUGCUAUUUUUCUUUUUUUUUCAAUUAAUUUACGCAACAUUCUCUCCGUUUUAUGUGUUCACCUUUAAAUAUAAACAGCAUCUAAUAUUCUUACAUCAGAUAUUUUACAUUAAAAGAGGGGCAAACACCUAACAAGAAAAUUCAAAAUUUUAACAGUAUGCUGCUGGAAAUGAAUGAAAUCAGCGACCUUAGGACCUCUACAUACGAAUCUUGAGGUGUUAAUGAAAAAUUAGCGUUUCCUUUUCGAUAAAAACCAAUAUUUAUCGGUUUAUUUAAUCAAUUCUUUAACUACUUUUGACAAUGCUUAAAACAGUUGACAGUUGAUGGCAGCAAUUACCAAAUGCUCUUUUUAAAAAGCAAAAUAAGGUACAAACGUUUAUAUUUUGUGCAGUUGUGGUUGAUACCUUUUUAAACGACAUAGCUCUAAACAAUUAAACAUUGCCUCUGUUAUGUGUUUGAAAAGUCCAGUUCAGUUACUUCUGUGUAGGCAGGUAAGACAACAACAACUACAAUUUAAAUGGUGACUUUUUAUUAUGAGUUGACUCACGCAAAUUGCAAUGAACAAAUGACAGCGGAAAGACAUUCAAUGUGGCGCGGGUUGUAUUGUAUCGUUCGGAAAUUUCGAAAUUCAGAUACGACUUAUAUGAUUUUUUGUCGAUCGUUUCUCAAAAUUAAUCUAUAACGUAUAAAUAAUGAAAUAUCGGUAAUGGGUUUGCAUGUCCUAGGCUACAGAGUCGUAUUACAUUCCUAUAUGGAACCAAUUCCACCUAGAAUUUCAUAUAUUGGAAGUAUUGGACCCAGAAAAAAUAAUUUCUUUAACUUGAUUUUUUGGCAAUGAGGUAGUCUUACAUUAAGAAUGAAACGAUAACAUUCUCACCAAAUUUUAUUGACAAGUAAUCAGACAAAAAAUUAAUAAUGUGUUGGACAACCCCGCAGCUGAAUACACUCCUGUAUACGUCUAGGCAUCGACAAAAUGAGGUGAUAGAUGUUUGGUUGUGGAACCUCAUUCCAAGUAACUCGAACUUCGUGGAUUAGCUGUGGCAGAGUGUGUGGCGGAUGGUGCAAAGUGGUUAGUCUCCUCCCCCUCCGCACAUGUUCGAUGGGGUUUAAAUCCGGCAAAACAUUAGCGCCUGGUUCUUGAAGGAACUCCAUAGUACGACGAGCAAUAUUGCCCUUCUACGACCAUCGUGCGUACCUAGACAGAAUCGCGACUCGUCGCUGAAGAUGACAUUAAGCUAUUCUGCCUCCCAAUAUUGCCGUUUCUCUGCUCCAAUUCCAACGUCGUCGACAGUGGUCCGCAGUCAGAGGAAGCACUAACCGUGGAUAGUAUGAAAAAAGUCCAAAGACUCGAAUGCGACGGUAGAGUGUACGCAUAACAGGUCUACGUUCCUCUCCAAACUAUUGGUCAGCGAUCUGUGGCAAAACGGUCUGGUAGGGCUAGUUCACACGACUCACCCGCAUUACCGUGAUUGAAGUACAAUUAACACGGCGACCAAUUUCGCGAUGGGACAAACCAACAUCUCGAUAGACAAUAAUUCUACCCCUGUCAAAGUUGUUAACAUGGUGAUGGUUUGGACGUUUUCGGACCCGAGGCAUUUUGUUAAUAAAGAUAAACAAAAACAAAGAUAAAACGUUAAUGCCACAGCAUGUUUUAAAUUUAGUCAUCAUUUUGCUAAAACAACAAGCUGAAGAAACUAUUUUUUCUGGCAUAUUUUCAGCAGCAAACUUGGUUUUUAGAUUUUCUUGUUGGUACUCGCCACCUUAAAAAGUUUCUAUUGUCCGUUACCAAGUAACGUACUAAUUUUGUUUUUGUUGUAAAAACAAAAAAAAAACUACCUCAUUACACGUAUAACAUACAUAUGUUGAUAGUAUUAUAUAUAAUAUAAUAAUUUUAUGUAGUACAAACAGGCUUAUACAAGGUAUAAAAAAUAUUUUGUUAAUAUUUUUUCACACCUCGUAUUGAUAUGUUGCAAUGAUUGUAAGAAUGAUCUAAAAGAUCAGAAUGUAUAUU